UGAAAUAACUUGAAAAUUGGUCAAAAAAGUUCAACAUAAAAAGGAGUUUGAACAUUUGUAUUAGCGCGUUUUUGUGUGAAUACCUUGGGCUUACCAUAUGAUAGAUCAUUUUUGAUGCAGAUAAUGAAGAUGUCAGAUGGAUGACAAACCUAUGUUAAGAAGUCUCAAUGACUUACCCUUUAUAAAAAUAAAUGGUAGUUGCUGGAUUGAAUGUGAAAGACUUUCAACUUUUCUUCAAAACAGUAGGGGUGAAAAUGAACCAAACGUCAAUUAUAGUAACAUACUUCGUGACUAAAGGAGUUACAAAGCCGGGAUUUCUGAAUUUAAAGGGAAAAAGAUUGUCAGUGCUUCGUCUGUGUUGAAAUAUUUAAUCAAAUUGUCUGACAAAUACUUAGUGUGCGAAACUGUUCUCAGUGAAUUAACAGACAUAGUAUUUAACUUUCAACAAAAAGAAAAUAGGAAUAUAUUCAAUGUUGUUGACCUGUACAAGGAAAUAGCAAAGUAUGAUUUAUGGUGUGAAGAUCUGUUGUUAAAUGUUAAUAUAAAACACAGCUAUACCCUGUACACUGAUUAUAAAAGUCAUUUCAAUGAGCUUGAAUGGAAAAAGAUUUGUUACUUUGAAUACCAUUUUGGUAGGGGACGCAAAACAAUCCUACAAUACGAAGAAGAGUUGCAAGAAAAAUGUGUUUUCCUUCAAAGUCUUAAAAUUUCAAAAAACACAGCAGAAGUUUCACAACAAAAGUGUGAACAGACAAUCCAAACUAACAAUUUGCGAAAGUCAGCAGCGGAUGCUAUCCAUGGACAAAACUGCGUACACAAUGAUGUGACACAUUCUUAUAUACAACUUGAUAAAACUUUAAAUGCUUGUUUAGAACAAUACUUGUCUGGGAAAGGCAAAUGUGUAUGCAUCAGCUGCAAUAAUUCAUGUGUUCACCAAGGAGAUAUUCAUGUUGUAGUAGAGUUGAAGACUUGUUCGAAUGAAACAUUUUCAGAAAUAGCAAAUUUGCUUUCAAUUGAACUUCAAGGAAAGCAUAAUCUGAAAUCAACUACAUUUGUCUUUGUGAAAGAUGGAACUUUGGACAGUUACAAGUGCAAAUAUUGUGAUGAAGGCAACUCCCAUCGAUUUCAGUUGCAGCGUGACUUGAAUUCCAAAACUCAAGAAUUUGUGAUUGGUGGCGCAACAGUUACUGAGCUGCAGUACAAUGACCCGGAACUUUUGCAAGAAGUUCCACAUCUUCAGAUGUGUGCAGAGUGUUUUAGCAGCAUAUGUCAUCACUCUGCAGAUGCACUUGACUGGCGGUCAUUCGAUGUCGUGACAGAAUGGCUUCAUCAUGUACCAAUUGAAAUCCAGUUAUUUUUCUCCACAUGGUUUGUGAACAAAAGAAGCAUAAAGAAAAGCAGAACACCAAGUGAAUAUCUUCAAACAAAGACAACAAAGCUGUAUGCCCUCUUUGAUGCUGGUCUAUCCCUCCUCAAUAGGAAUUAUCAUGGUGUCAUUCAGCAGCUUAAUUCGGAAGAUCUACUUAUAAACUACCAUUCACUGACGACAGUUUUUGACAUUACAUCAAGUUUUGGUUGUACAUAUAGCCUCAAAACUGCAGAAAGAUGGCUUAAAAUGGCAUCUGAUCCUAAUGUUUCACACUUUGAAACAUUCAUUAAUCGCUAUCCGUUGACGUAUCAGACACACUUUGAGACCAAAGCAAGAACACACAACGUUAGUCUUCAAGAUUGUUACUUAGUGUUCUUCAUGGACAAUCUGGUGCGUUUGACAACACACGAAGAUCCUGACCCUGGUAUGAAUAGAACCUCUCAGGUGUGCACUCUACCAUUGACAUUCAAAGGUUUACCACGUAACAACAUAGUUACAGAAUCAUGGCAUUCUGAGACGUGUGAAGAUCUUUCAAGUGAGUGCAAGUGUAUGGACUCCAUUCACCUAUCGAAAGACGACUACAAGCUUCUAGUGGAAUGUUCACCAGCAGAAUCUCUUGCUUGGCAGAUGUUCAGCUGUCAACUGACAUGGGGGCUUGUGAAAAGGUCUUCGACAGAUGGUGUUCUUCCUCAGUUCGUGUCAGAAGGCAAGCAUACAAAAGAAAUGGAAGAAGAAGAUGAAAUGAUGAUAAUUGCUGAUGAAUCAACAUCAAACUGUAAAGGAACCCCAAAAAGUCUGGAAGCCAGAAAGGGAAAGGGACUUCAUACGUCCCAUCCCAAUAUCCAUGACGUCAGAGAGGGAUAGGGACAUCACACGUCCCAUUCCAAGAACCAGGACACCAGAGAGGGAAAGGGACACCAUAUGUCCCAUCCCAACAGUAAGGAAAGUCAGCAUACAUGAACCAAGAGAGUCUGAACAAAUUAGAUCCUACUCAGAUGUUUGCAGAUCGAUAAGUGUCAGGGAACGUCAUUCGGAAACGUCUGUUACAACGUACUUGGAUUUUAAUAGGAGCUAUCAAUAGCAGAGACAUUAUGCAAAACUGAGUGACGAGUUUGACAAUAUGUGACCACUUUUAGUAUACAUUUAAAAAGACAAUAAUAUAAUUAUGAAUGUUACUCUGUCGGAUGAAAUGAUUGCUAAUUCGUUUUUCAAGACACGUGUAGACACACAGCGAACUUUCAGUGUAAAUAAAUGUUUUUCUGUUUGAUGAACUGAAAUUUUAAGAAGAUGUGGAUCGUGUUUAGUAUUAAGAAACAUCUGGAUAUUACAAAGUGUGAUAUACUGUACUUUGAAGGAUACGUAAGUGUUGUAUAGUAUGAAGAAAGUACAGAUAUUACAAAAAUGUGAUAAACUGUACUUUAAAGGAUACAUAAAUGGUGUAUAGUGUUAAGAAAGCAUGGAUAUUACAAAAUGUGAUAAACAGUAUUUUUAUUAAAGGGUACAUAAAUGGAGAAAAAAAGCAUGGAUAUACCAAACAUGUGAUAUACUGUACUUUUAAGGAUACAUGAAUGGUGUAAAGUAUUACGAAAGCAUGGAUAUUACAAAAAUGUGAUAAACUGUACGUUGAAGGAUACAUGGAUGGUGUAAAUAUUAUAAAGUUUAAUAAGAAACAAUGGAUACUACAAAUAUUUGAUAGACUGUUCUUUGAUGGAUACAUCGGAGGCAGAAUGUUUAAUUAGUAUUAAGAAACUAAAAAUAUUAUGAAAAUGUGUUUUUAACAGACUGGGUUCAAUCACUAAAUAUAUCCCGAUCGGGCUAUAGUAGUAUUUCUUUAAAAUGUACAUUUUUGUUAGUUUAGCUUUCAAUAAUGAUUUCACUUAACAACUAUUUUACCAUAAAGCUAACACCAUCUGAUCAGUUUGAAAAUAAAAGGGCACUUUAAAAGGGAGAAAAAGAAUCUGCCCCAUGUCGGAUUCGAAUCCAUGUGGCAUCAGGUAUUGACUGACAAUGAACGUUAUGCUAACUUACGCGUUCAAACACGUUUCUAUCAAUAUUUCACAAAAAUAAAAUAAUGGUUAUAAUAGUCUUAAUGUUACAAUAUCUGGAUUGAUAAUGUAGAGGUAAAUAUAUUGAUCUAAAUUGCGCAAAAUCUUGAG
Molecule: messenger RNA, 3525 nt
Organism: Dreissena polymorpha
Lineage: Eukaryota; Metazoa; Mollusca; Bivalvia; Myida; Dreissenidae
Exons: 2
Coding region: 1241-2233 (330 amino acids)
Source: RefSeq, a predicted model, not a curated record